This is a messenger RNA of Arvicanthis niloticus (Nile rat), 1088 nucleotides long. RefSeq names its product CD2 molecule (gene Cd2). NCBI's taxonomy places the organism in Eukaryota, Metazoa, Chordata, Mammalia, Rodentia, Muridae. Gene Ontology annotation, molecular function: signaling receptor binding. The record is from RefSeq and is a predicted model, not a curated record. Gene Ontology annotation, cellular component: membrane. Gene Ontology annotation, biological process: positive regulation of type II interferon production; cell-cell adhesion.
UCUAAAGAUGAGAUGUAAAUUCCUAGGUAGUUUCUUUCUGCUCUUCAGCCUUUCCAGCAAAGGGGCAGACUGCAGCGACGGUGGGACCAUCUGGGGUGUCCUGGGUCAUGACAUCACUCUGAACAUCCCUGACUUUGAAAUGACUGAUGAUACCGAUGAUGUGCGAUGGGAAAAAGGUAGUACCCUGGUUGCACUGUUUAAAAGGAAUGAGAACCCUUAUUUGAAAUCAGAAUCAUUUGAGAUCUUAAAAAAUGGAUCCCUGAAGAUAAAGAAGCUGAUGAGAAAUAACAGCGACACCUAUAAUGUAACAGUGUAUAGAACAGAUGGGAGAUGUCAGCUGAAUAAGGCGCUGGACUUGAGGAUUCUAGAGAUGGUCUCAAAGCCAAGGAUCUCUUGGGAAUGCAGCAAUUCCACCUUGACCUGUAAGGUCUCAGAAGGAACAGAUGUUGAACUAAAGCUCUAUCAAGGAACGGAAUAUGUCACGAGCCUCCCACAGAAGAUCCUAAGUUACCAGUGGAAGGACCUACCAGCACCAUUCAAGUGCAAGGCGACAAACAAGGUCAGCAGCAAGGAGUCUGAUAUGGAAGAUGUCAACUGUCAAGAGAAAGGUCUGCUCCUCUAUGUCAUAGUGGGGGCCAGUGCAGGAGGACUCCUCUUGGUGCUCCUUGGGGCGCUGUCUAUUUUCUGUAUCUGCAAGAGGAAAAAGCGAAACAAGAGGAGAAAAGAUGAAGAAGUGGAGAUAAAAGCUUCCAGAAUGAACACUGUGGAAAGGGGCCCCAAGCCACACUCAACCCCAGCUGCACCAUCACAGAAUCCGGUGGCGUCCCAAGCUCCUCCUCCACCUGGCCAUCAUCUCCAGACACAUGGCCAUCGUCCCUUGCCUCCAAGCCACCGUACCCGUGAGCACCAGCAGAAGAAAAGACCUCCUCCAUCGGGCACACAGGUUCACCAGCAGAAAGGUCCUCCUUUGCCCAGACCCCGAGUUCAGCCAAAGCCUCCCAGUGGGAGUGGAGAAGUUUCAUUGCCACCCCCAAAUUAAAAAGGCAGAAUCUGUCAUUUCCAAUAAAAAGCUGUGUGGAUUUAUCUUC